AUGGAACAGAAGCUAUCAGCUAUUGAAAAUCGACACGCUCAAUUAGAGGCGAUUCUCAACCAGCCGGAUGCCUCGCCGGAAGAGUAUUCGACGGCCAACAAAGAGCUGAAGAAGCUCCGGCAUACGAUUGAUGUGGUGUCUGAAUUGAGAAAGAAGCAGCAGGAGAUUGGGGGCCUAAAAUCACUGAUUGAUGAAGCGGAGGAAGAUAAAGACAUGCGUGAAAUGGCUGCUGAUGAAUUGGGGCAGGCCUCUCAAGAAGAGGAGCGUCUGCGGUAUAUGCUGCUCAAGUCAUUACUACCGAAGGAUGAUGUCGAUGAACGUGACUGUAUCUUGGAAGUCAGAGCAGGAACUGGAGGGGAAGAGGCUUCAUUGUUUGCGAUGGAUAUUUUUAAAAUGUAUGAGAAGUACUCACAGAAUAAAGGUUGGAGGUUUGAAGUUCUUGGUGUGGCAGAAUCCGAUGUUAAAGGUUAUAAGGAGGCUAGUGCCGCAAUCUCUGGUGCAGAUGUUUAUGGAAAGCUGAAAUUUGAGAGUGGAAUUCAUAGAGUGCAGCGAGUUCCGAUGACUGAGAAAUCUGGGCGAGUUCAUACAAGUGCCGUAUCUGUUGUUAUUCUUCCUCAAGCAGAUCAGGUGGAUGUCCAAAUCAGGAAUGAAGACCUAAAAAUUGAUACAUACAGGUCUGGUGGUUCAGGUGGUCAGAGUGUAAACACCACUGAUAGUGCCGUCAGGAUUACUCAUAUGCCAACUGGGUUAGUUGUUGCCAUACAGGAUGAGCGAUCCCAACAUCAGGCACGAAAUCUUAUUUGCAGUUACUAAUUCUUCUUUCCAAUGCAGGACUGUUAUAUUAUUACCCAGCAGUAAUUGUGCCAUUGAGUAAUGACAUGCUGGAUUUCAUUCUAAUAAUUCUUAGUUAUUUUCUAAAAAUGAUUGGCACUAACAACUGAGGAUUUGGUCAUCUAAAUGAGACAGUCAGUUAUUACAAUUUAAGUUUGUAUAAAUGGCAUGGUAAUGUAUACACUGCUUGUCAUG
Salvia hispanica is the source of this 1026-nucleotide messenger RNA. NCBI's taxonomy places the organism in Eukaryota, Viridiplantae, Streptophyta, Magnoliopsida, Lamiales, Lamiaceae. The record is from RefSeq and is a predicted model, not a curated record.